Messenger RNA from Ramularia collo-cygni, 1503 nucleotides. RefSeq names its product related to glucosyltransferase. The coding region runs from base 1 to 1503 and encodes 500 amino acids. NCBI's taxonomy places the organism in Eukaryota, Fungi, Ascomycota, Dothideomycetes, Mycosphaerellales, Mycosphaerellaceae. Gene Ontology annotation, biological process: protein N-linked glycosylation. The record is from RefSeq and is a predicted model, not a curated record. Gene Ontology annotation, molecular function: dolichyl pyrophosphate Glc1Man9GlcNAc2 alpha-1,3-glucosyltransferase activity. Gene Ontology annotation, cellular component: endoplasmic reticulum membrane. The transcript has 7 exons.
AUGGCGGAAUCAUAUCCCACGCUCCCGCAAUGCGCGGCUGUAGCGACAGCACUCAAAGUUCUCCUCUGGCCUGCAUACAAAUCAACGGAUUUCGAGGUUCAUAGAAACUGGCUGGCUAUCACGAACUCUUUACCAUUGAAGCAAUGGUACUUUGAAGACACCUCAGAGUGGACACUCGACUAUCCGCCCUUUUUCGCCUACUUCGAACGGACCAUGUCACAAGUAGCUCGAUUGUUCGAUGCAGAUAUGCUACAGGUCAAGAACCUGGGUUAUAGCAGCUGGCAGACAGUCUACUUUCAACGAGCAUCGGUCCUCGUUACCGAGCUUGUCCUGAURUACGCCUUAAGCCUAUACAUCAACUCUGCACCACUGGGCUCCAAGAAGCAAUCACACGCGGCCGCUCUCUCCAUCCUCCUCUCGCCUGGCUUGCUGAUCAUUGACCACAUUCACUUUCAAUACAACGGCUUCCUCUACGGAGUUUUGAUCAUCUCGAUUGUCCUUGCUCGGUACCAGAAAGGUGGAUUACUGUUUGGCGGCAUCCUUUUCGCAGCUCUACUCUGCCUGAAGCACAUCUACCUUUACCUGGCACCUGCGUACUUUGUUUUCCUACUGCGCAAAUACUGCCUCGGACCGCGCUCGAUCUUUGAUAUCCAACUGUUCAAUUGCAUCAAGCUUGGUCUUGGGAUCGUCGUGGUCGGAGCGCUGGCAUUCGGUCCAUUUUACGAUCAAAUACCGCAAGUGAUCAGCAGGUUGUUUCCCUUUUCAAGAGGACUCUGUCAUGCGUACUGGGCGCCAAAUAUCUGGGCCAUGUACUCCUUCAGCGAUAGAGUACUGAUAUACCUUGCGCCAUACCUGAAAGUGCCAGUCAACGCAGAUGCCGUGMAGAGUGUCACUCGCGGUUUGGUGGGAGACACUUCAUUCGCUGUCCUUCCCAACAUUUCACCGCGAAUGACAUUCGUCCUGACACUCUCUGCCCAAAUCCCCGCCCUGAUCAAGCUCUUCCUGCGCCCAACCUGGAUAAACUUCGUCUCGACCUUGACACUUUGCGGCUACGCAUCUUUCCUCUUCGGCUGGCACGUACACGAAAAGGCCAUUCUGCUCGUCAUCAUUCCCUUCAGCCUUAUCGCGUUGAAGAAUCGUCGGUACUUGGGCGCCUUCCGCCCACUUGCUGUCGCCGGUCACGUGAGCUUGUUUCCUUUACUGUUCACAGCGAUGGAGUCUCCGGUCAAGAUUGUAUAUACCAWCCUGUGGCUCGUGGCUUUCAUGGUCGGAUUCGAUCGUUUAGCACCCGCUUCUGAGAAACCAAGAGUCUUUCUAUUCGACCGCUUUUCACUGUUGUAUAUUGCGAUCGCGAUACCGCUGAUUGCAUAUUGCUCGCUAUUACAUCAGGCGGUGUUUGGAGAGAAGUUCGAGUUCCUGCCGUUGAUGUUCAUCAGUUCGUAUUCCGCCAUUGGUGUCGUUGCAAGCUGGCUCGGGUUCUUGGUGGUGUUCUUUACGGAAUAG